Messenger RNA from Penaeus vannamei (Pacific white shrimp), 1558 nucleotides. Its product is annotated as aminoacylase-1. Gene Ontology annotation, biological process: amino acid metabolic process. The record is from RefSeq and is a predicted model, not a curated record. Gene Ontology annotation, molecular function: aminoacylase activity. NCBI's taxonomy places the organism in Eukaryota, Metazoa, Arthropoda, Malacostraca, Decapoda, Penaeidae. Gene Ontology annotation, cellular component: cytoplasm.
CGACCGCCUUGGGUGAGCAUCUCCCCAGAAGGACCCGAAGAUAGCGGCGUCUUGUCUCACUCUUAUCACUUCUUCUCCCACUGGAAGUCCAAGUUAGGGAUAGAAAAUUGCCCAAGUUACAACUAUGGCAGACACGGAACAUCCCGCGGUGACCAAUUUUCGGAAUUAUGUGAAGAUAAAGACCGUACAGCCAUCCCCGGACUAUGUAAGCUGCACAGAGUUCUUACUCGAGCAAGCAAAGGAGCUUGGUGCCGAGUCCCAAGUGGUUGAGUGUGUCCCUGGAAAGCCGAUAGUACUGAUGAAGUUAGUGGGAGAAGACCCAUCCCUGCCAUCUGUCCUACUCAACUCUCAUACAGAUGUUGUUCCUGUUUUUCCAGAACACUGGAAAUAUGAACCAUUUAGUGCACAUAAAGACGAAAAAGGUGAUAUCUAUGGACGAGGAACCCAAGACAUGAAGUGUGUUGGAAUUCAGUACAUGGAAGCGCUUAAGGAAUUGAAGAAGAAAGGCCACAAGUUCCUUCGCACAAUUUAUCUUUCCUUUGUUCCAGAUGAAGAGAUUGGUGGUAAGAAUGGCAUGUUUGAAUUUGUAAAGACUGAGAUGUUCAAGAAGAUGAAUGUUGGAUUUGCCCUGGAUGAGGGCUAUGCCAACCCCACAGAGAAGUUCACAGUGUUUUAUGGAGAAAGAGCUCCUUGGUGGGUUUUGGUAAAGUGCCCUGGUCAGCCAGGUCAUGGCUCACAAUUCUUGCCCAACACCGCUGGUGAGAAGCUGCAGAAGGUUAUAAAUGCUUUCCUCAAGUACCGUACUGAACAGGAACUCAAAUUAAAGGAAAAUGAGGAUAUCCGGCUUGGUGAUGUAACAUCAGUAAACCUAACAAUAUUGGAGGGUGGAGUGCAGUUUAAUGUUGUGCCUUCGGAGCUUUCCGUUGGCUUUGACAUUCGUAUCACACCAACACAAGACCUUGGAGAAUUUGAAGAGAUGAUCAAGGGCUGGUGCAAGGCAGCUGGCAAAGAUGUCGUAUAUGAGUUUAGGCAGAAGGAUAUGUGUCAGAAUAUUACAUGCGUGGAAGAUGGCAAGUCUGUAUGGUGGGACACUUUCUCGGAAGCUUGCAGGAAAGAGGAUAUAACAAUUGAGAAAGAUAUCUUUCCAGCAAGCACUGAUGCCUGCUAUCUGAGAGCUCUUGGCAUCCCAGCGCUUGGGUUUUCCCCCAUGAAUAAAACGCCAAUCCUACUGCACGACCACAAUGAGUUCCUCAAUGAGAAGAUAUUCCUUCGUGGCAUUGAGAUCUACAUGACUAUUAUCCCAGACCUUGCAAACCUGAGGAACUGAACGAGCUUGCCAGAAGAGUGACUCUCCCUUCUCAGGAAUAUCUGCAUCUACUGUAAGUCUUCCAUUUGCUGCAUCCAGAUUUUGCUCUCAAGUAAAGUCUUCCAAGGGAGAUGAUUGUGUAGCUGUUUUGUCUACAGCAGCUUUAAGGAUUCAUAUAAACUUAUAUCUUUACAGUCUAUUUUGUGAGAGAAAAGAAAAGAUAAUACUUAUAAAAACAUUGAUCUUCCUGUA